Molecule: messenger RNA, 1217 nt
Organism: Magallana angulata
Lineage: Eukaryota; Metazoa; Mollusca; Bivalvia; Ostreida; Ostreidae
Product: rho-related GTP-binding protein RhoQ-like
Exons: 2
Coding region: 68-637 (189 amino acids)
Biological process (GO): small GTPase-mediated signal transduction
Molecular function (GO): GTP binding; GTPase activity
Source: RefSeq, a predicted model, not a curated record
UUUCACUAUCAUUAGAUCCUUAAUUAUUGUAGGAGAUAGAUCGGCAAGCAUCUAAGAACUCGGCAAAAUGGUUGUGUCAAUGGAUAAAUAUAAAGUACAGUGUUCUUUGGUUGGUGAUGCCAUGAUUGGGAAGUCUUCCCUUGCAAAGGCCAUCACCGGGCAGAACUUUGAUGAAGGAUACAUUGCUACCACAGAGGACAGCUAUUCAGCCUCCUUAUCCGUGGCUGGAGACAAAUAUUCUCUCAGCAUUCUGGAUUUAUCUGGACAGCAUGAUUACGAUCAAGUCAGAACGCAGGAAUACAGAAGCAACGAUAUCUUUGUCGUCUGCUUCAGCGCCGUGGAUAGGGAGUCCAUGGAGAGCGUGCGUGACUUCUGGGUCCCCGAGAUCCAGCAAGUGGACAGGAAACGACCUGUUGUCCUGGUGGCCACGCAGACAGACCUCAUACUAGGGGAGACUGACCACAUCACCAAGGAAGAGGGACAGAGCCUCGCCAAACAGAUCGGAGCGUUCUGUUACGUAGAGUGCUCAGCAGCCGACAAGACGGGCGUCAAGGAGGUAUACGAACAAGUGGUGAUGGCCACCUUGAAAUGCAGGAAGCGCCGCUCCAGUCUCAUCAAACGAGUGUUCAGCCGAUGAAAAAGAUCAUCACAUAGAGUGGAUUAACUUUCUGUAUGAUCGCCUGAUCAUCAAAUUUCUUAGUUCAAACUGCUGGAACAGCAAGAACUUUCGUAGGUUCAGUUUGACAAAGAACCGAUUCCAAGAAGUGGUACUGGUCAAGACAUUCAAGAACCUUACUUAUCACGAAUGUUCGCAAAGCGUGUUUCGAAACAGGGUUGAGAAAAGACUUGUUUUUGUGGACUUGUACUCUCUAGCAUGUGAACUUCCUAGGGGCCAUAAACUGUGUCUUUUCGUCAAACGAUGACUGGGCGUUAAAACCUAACAAUAGUGCAGCGUACCCGAACAGUGCAGGGCGUAUAACGCUAUCCGGAAAGCUGGCGAUAAAAUCAAUCUGAACUUUCUGGUAGUGCAGCCCCGAGGCGAUGAAUUCUCGUUUGAAGAGAACCUACCAGGUGUGAAAUGAUAUUCCAUCAUCAUGAUUCUCUGUGUCAUGACUCCACAUUAUUGUGGACCCUGACAUUGAUACUUGAUAUAUGUAACUAUGUCAGAGUGUGACAAAAACCAACAAGAUUUAUACCAAUAAAUAAAUUUAAAGUUA